UAGGAGGUAGGUCAAAAAUUGACUGCAAGAUUUGCCCCUAACAAACAUACAUACAUACAAACAUACAGAGCAAGUUAAAUAAAAGCUUGUAAAAAUAUGGGGAAUUCACGGUCAUCACGAAGCCCUUCUAAGCGUCAUCACCAUAAAAGCAAACACAAAAAACAUGGCAGACAACGCGAUGUUCGCAAAAGUUCUGUUCUUGAUGAACGAAAUGAACGCCAAUCCCGAAGCAAUAAUUUUGUGAAAAAAAAAAAAAAAUCUUGUGGCUCAACUGGUCCUAGUGAGUUUCAAAGUGAUGACCGCGGAUCUAGGAAACAUUCCCCUACUGUUAACAGUUCUAGUGAUAGUCAGCAAUCUAAUGACUGCAACGAUCUUGAUAAAAAUCUUAAACGUCGCAAACAAAUUGAUGCUGUUCGAGCUGCAGAUGUUUUCAUCCAACGUCGCCAGCAACAGAAGGAACAGCAGCGGUGGAAAAUAAUUUACAACAGCAACAACCAACAUUUUGAGACAGCGGCGUGGGAUGUCGGCGAAUAUAGAGUACAGUCAUGCGAGGAGUAAGACAGUAGUUUUUAA
Messenger RNA from Rhagoletis zephyria (snowberry fruit fly), 573 nucleotides. RefSeq names its product UPF0430 protein CG31712-like. Lineage: Eukaryota; Metazoa; Arthropoda; Insecta; Diptera; Tephritidae. The record is from RefSeq and is a predicted model, not a curated record.